UACUCCUACCAUUGUCUCCAGGACUCAAGGGGUGUUUUACGACAAAUAUGUAUCGAGAGGACAAGAAUUGGUGAAGGCUUUCCACGCUUCACUAUAUGAAGGUUAUUGUCCAAUCCUGACGUCCCGUAAACGACUUAAAUGGGAAAACUGUACCCUCUUCCCGGGAUGUCCGACAUCACAAUACGUGUCUAACGAGGUGUACAGAUAUCCGGUGUGCUAUGACAGUAUAUUCAACAGUGGAAGCAGUGCGCAAUCAACAGAUUCUUCCACUACAAUGACCAAGGUGGGGACGGAAACGCUGCCCUCUCGGGAUGAUGACAGUUCACCAGUUGUCCCAGUCAUUAUAACAUUAUUGGUGCUUCUGGUUAUAGUCGCUGUGAUAGUGUUUAUAUUGUACAAGAGUAACAUGUUUGGUGUUGGAGACUGGAUUGACAAACAUAUCAUAAACAGGUCAAGGGGAAACCGAGAGGAACAGGAAAUGGAAGGAGAGAGAAAGCCUUUGGCACAGGUUCAAGGUACAGGAACUCCACAGCAGAGAAAGCGGGAUGUUAAAGCUGUGAUGCAUUUGUAUUGUGGAACAGACUUAUUUCUCUCUACAGGCGGAGCAGAAAAAGAAAGUGACAAAAAAUUAAGAGCAGUGAAGAAAUUGCACUCUCUUUUUCUUUUCAUGAAAGAGAUACCUAAAAAAUGUGAUAUUAACAUCGACAAAUUAGUGCUGGACAUCAGAUUUCUGUAUGAAAAGUCAUUUGCAGACCUUGAUGAGGACCAGCUUCAAAGUUUAAGAAAUGGUGAAUUUCAAACUUUACCCAGUUCUACUGUGUAUACCAUAGUAACAAAUCUCUGCAACUUUGAGAAACCAACCAGAGGAUGGGAUAACCCACCAUUGACAAACGAUACGAAAUUGAACGACUACAUUGCCAGAAUUCGAAGUCUUUGGAAUGAUAUGUGUGAUGGUAACAUAGAUGUAGAAAUGAUUGAAAUUACACACCAAAAAAUGCGAGAUUCAUUUGGUGAAGUUUGUGUUGCAGAUGAGGAGGAUAUUAGUAGGGAAAAGAAAGAGAAAAUAAUUUGGAAGCAAUUAAAACCCGACUGUGAGGUUGAUGGAGAAGUUGUUUUGACAGAAAAGGUGAAAGAAAUCUUAGAAAAAUUGACAGAUGAAGGUGUAGCUGUUUGUAAUGGUGUCAUAGGCUCUGGCAAAUCGAUGGCAAUGAAAUAUAUUGCAGAGAAAUAUAUCAAAGAUGGUUGGAAAGUUGUGUGGAGGGAAAAAAGUCUCUGUUCUACAGAUAUAGAAGUUAACCAGGACGAGAAACUUCUUCUAUGCUGCGAUAAUAUGUUUGGGGGAGUUUUGUACGAAUGUUUGGCAUCAAAGGAACUGGAGAAUAUAAAAGGGCUGCUAGACAACAUUUUACAGUCGUCUAAAACAGGAGAAGUGAAGUUAUUACUGUCCGUUCAAAGUCAUGUCCUGAAAGAGUUAAAUAAGGAGAGGUGUGUUUCGACAGUACUAGGAAACUUUAACUACAGAGUCGAUAUGGACAAAUUAACAACUGUUGAACUUUAUCUCAUUUUCAAAGAAACCAUUAAGAAAGGCUGUAAGUCACAUCCCAAAUGCUGGUACACGAAAACAGAUUUUUCUAAUGUACAACCUCUACUUAAAAAUAAUGUGGGAUUGGUCGGGAAUCCCUUCCUUCUCUGGGCCUUUGCAAUGAAUCAUGCGUUUUUCACAGACAAAAAAUUUCCCGAGAAUCCUGUCAAAGUUUUGGUGCCCACUUUCGACAGACUGAAGACGGAAGAACCGAAAUCAUUCUACAUCCUGACUUACUUAUUGUUUGUCAACAAACACCAGAAAGGCACAGCAUUAAAGAAAUGGGCACAAGAAUUACCUACAUGUACUUCUAUCGAAAGAGAAGAGGUCGAAGAAAUUGGAGCUGAUACUAUCGCUUCGUAUUUACACUCUGAGAAAGACACUAUUCGAAUUUCACACGAAAUAUUCCAGAUUGCUCUGUUUCAAUCCGUCUCGAAAACCAGAGAUGGCCUCGACCUGAUGCUCAAAUUCUGUGAAUUAGAAUCCAUUCUCAGUAUCUGCAGACCAGAUCUAGAAGAUGCUUUCGAGGAUUUUUCUGUUAAGCUGAAGGAAAAAGAUGUUAAAAUUCUUGAAAGUAGGGAUCGAUAUAGGGAUUUGAUUUUAAAAUCGAAUCACCCAUUCCAGGGAUUUUUAAAACCCGAAGAGACUCUUAGUGACUAGAGAUGAUUACAUUCUAGGUCGCUUUGGUUUCCCAGCUUUAUUAGAACUUGGCAUUGAUUUUGUAAUGCAUAGAUCCAGUAACAGCUGUGUACUUACAUCAAAAUCCUUGUAACCGAAUGUACUUAAUCAAAGUCCCUUAAAACAUGUAGUGCUAUUGCUUAUAUCAAGAUGCGGAUUAGUACAAGACUUGUACUAGCUUGAAAAUGAGUUGUGCUUUAGUUGUGAAUUUGCAUGUGAAGUAUUAAACUUUUAUAUAUACCCAUUGCAAAAUAAUUCUUGUAGGAUAACCAAAGUCUAUGCACAGUGGUCUUACAAAUACACAUAACUAAAUGUAUUAAAAUACUCUGUCAUUAUUGACUUCAUGAACUAUUCUGAAUGAAACUUGCAUGUGUGAUAUCAAUCGUGUUUGCAUGAAGGUCUUCCUGCAAAAUAUGUGAAUUUGCUUUUCGUGAGUAUCAGACUUAUUAGUCAAAUUAAUACAUUCAUAUUGCCUAUUGAUGAAUAAAAAGAAAAAGCUUCAUUUAAAGAAACAAUGGAAA
This is a messenger RNA of Ostrea edulis (European flat oyster), 2781 nucleotides long. RefSeq lists its product as uncharacterized. The record is from RefSeq and is a predicted model, not a curated record. Lineage: Eukaryota; Metazoa; Mollusca; Bivalvia; Ostreida; Ostreidae. The coding region runs from base 275 to 2242 and encodes 655 amino acids. The transcript is spliced from 11 exons.